Messenger RNA from Vitrella brassicaformis, 1673 nucleotides. NCBI's taxonomy places the organism in Eukaryota, Vitrellaceae. The record is from the annotation of a GenBank genome assembly.
UGCCAAUUACUCGUCAGUCAGUCGCACGCACCAUCCGUCCAUCGGACCCACUAACGUCUCAACCCACACCGUCUCCUGAUCUCGAAGAGAUGCAGGUCAGCAUUAGGAUGAAGACCUUGAACGACAUCACGCGACACCUGCCCACACAUGUGACCUCAAUGGCACACCGCCGUGCUGCUGGCUGCCUCUCUCUGACCUCAUCAACGGUGAAUCGUUCCCUCAGCAGGGCCAUAAAGGUCUCGUACUUAUCAACAAACCUACACACACAGCCAGACAGAAACCCAUACACAUCACAUCGACAGUCUGUCGACAGCAGGCUUUUUGACCGUAUUACCGUAUCCUCAUGGUGAGUAUGAUUCGGGUGGCAGGAGUGGAUGCAUCAGGCGACGGACGGCACAGGCGAUCAAGAGUGUCCACCAACAGGCCGAAAUCCUCCUGCACCAGCCAUCAAGAAGGGCAGGACGGAUGUCGAUGGCAGGCAGGUGCGCUGCACACGGAUUGUAUGCAAUCAAUUCUCACCUCUUGAUAGACGAGAUCCGAGCACAGGAUGAGCGACGGGGGAGAGGUGGGACUACAGGCGUCAAUGUCACUGCCUCCCUCAUCAGACCCACCUCCACGUGCCCUUCGGUGCAAUGACUUCAGAGCCGAUUCCAUCUGGUCACACUCACCCCUGAACUCACCACAACACAAACACACAUACAGAGAUGAGAAGCGCUUGCCUUGCAAGGGUUUGCAAUGCAUCACACACUGACCAGGACAACUCCGCGGCCGUGCAGUCGAAUGGCUCGUUAUCCGUUGUGGCCCGCCCCGCCUGACGCACCCUCUGCUGCAGCUCGAUGUUAGCAUCCAUCAGCGGCACCAGCUUGCGGAUGUCCGUCAGCACGGUCACAUAACCUGACACAACACAUUAGACACUACACACACGUCGACAAGUGCGCAAACACAUCGGCCAGCCGAUGUGCCCUCCCUCCCUUGGGGUACCUACCGAUGGAUGCGGCGACGAUGCCUGGCAGGCCCACACCGGCGCCCAGCUCGACGCAUGUGGGGCGGGGCGAUUCAGGUGGAAAUCUCUCGCCGCUGCUGGCCUUGCUGGGGUACCGAUAGAGGUAUCUUGACAGGAGAAGGGCGGCAUCCCACAGCAAGCCACCUACACAGCACACAAUAGAUAGACAACGAAGCAUCGCAAGCGAACGCAUACAGUACCCUGCGCUCGGUGCUGCAUGCCGCUGACCUACCUUUGCCGAGUCGGAAGUUCUGCCUGACAGACACCACACACCAGAGCAUCAUCACACAGCAUUGGACUACCUUAAUUGCCUUUGUUUCCAUCCAUCAUUCUCACGCACCUGACGAAGUAGCUGGCAUCCGGCGCAAUGUCACACCCUGCAUAUAUCGUGUGGCACCAAGAGAUAGAGGACAACAAGCACCUCUUGUCAUGCAUGUCUACUCUGUUCAUGUCAUUCUUCCCUUACUCAGCAGCCGGUGGCUGGCGAAUCGGUAGUCAUCGUAGACCUCGUAGGCCGCCGGAUCAAACACAGCCGCCUCCUGCAAGAGUGAAGUCAACUCAUCGCCUGACGCAGGAAGAUCAUUCAUGACGAUGGUUUCUUUGCUAUAGACAAUGAGUCAUUUGCUACGCUGCACGAUUCAUAGUGUCAACAACACUGCCGAUUACCAAG